ACUUCCGGUUAAAUUUCCAAUAAAACUGCUUCAGUCGGAAAUAUACUCAAGAUACUGCUGUAUGAAACUUUCCUUUGUAUUAUGUUUGGGCAAAGUUGUUUAUAGAAUGAGUGAACCCCCUUUGAAAAAGAAAAGAACCCUAUUAGAUUUUUUUAGAAAGAAAACCAAAUCAAAUAAUGAUGAACCAGUAAAAGACAAAAAGGUGGAAAUUAUUGAUGUAGAAAUGGCUGAAUCUAAACCUGGAAAAAGCUCAAAACCAGCAGUAAAUCCUGUGAAAAAAGUUUUAAAUGACAUUUCUACACAAGGGCUUGGUGCAUCAUUUGAUGGGAAAGGAGCUCAAGCAGCCAAAACUUUUACCGAAAAAACAGACAAGAUUUUGAAGUCAAGUUUUGGAGACACUUUCAAAUAUGAUGAAACAAUGGAAUAUAAUAUGGAUUCUGAUGUAGCAGACUCUCAAGGUUCUCAAGAUGGAGAUAGUGUAAAACCAGACAUACCAACCAAGAAACCAAGUCAGAGAAAAGCUAAUUCUGAUUGGAAGGGAAAACCUUUAAAUAGACUGAAUAAAAUACCUGACUGCAUGGAAAAAUUACCAGCUUUGCAUUCAACAGAAAAUCAUACAGUUCUUAUUAAAGUUCCGUAUAAGUAUGAUCCAAAGACACCACCAACGCCUCAUCCUGCACAGUAUAAAGACGGUUGGAAUAAUGACCAUGUGAAAAUGCCAUGUUCUCCACAGAAUGAAUAUCCUUUCCAAGGCAAGAAUAAUAAACAGAUAUUGAGGAAGAGGUGGGAGAUUAUAGAAGAGGCACUUCUAAGUAAAAUACCAGGUCCAUAUGAGUUAGAGGACAUAAUACUGAAAUACAAUUCACGGUAUUUUGGCAAGUGGAAUUUUGAGACAUUGAAGUGUCUUUUUACAGAGGACCUUACACAAAGUGAAAGAAAUCAUUUUUUCGGUGAAGUUCUACCAAAAAUUGCAAAGUUAGCACUCAAUUUGCCUCAUUUAUGUACUCAGCCCAUUCCAUUAUUGAAGAAAGGGAAGACAAGGAGUAUAACACUAAGCCAACAGCAGAUAGCCUGUUUAUUAGCUAAUGCCUUCUUUUGUACAUAUCCACGUAGAAAUGCUAAAGGGAAAAGUUCAGAAUUCUUUAAUUAUCCAAGUAUUAAUUUUAAUAGUUUAUAUGAUGGAACUCCUAAUUGUGUAAAAUUGGAAAAAUUAAAAUGUAUCAUUCAGUACUUUUCAAGAGUCACCAAAAAAAUGCCUACAGGACUUGUCACAUUUACCCGCCAACAUGUAGGUCUUAUUGAUUUCCCUAAAUGGGACAACUUAGAUACAACACUGAGAGACUUACAUGUAUCUGCUGAAGGAACCAUAGAAGAUGAUGGGGAAGGACUUUUACAGGUUGAUUUUGCCAACAAAUAUUUAGGAGGUGGAGUUUUAACCCAUGGUUGUGUUCAAGAAGAAAUAAGAUUUUUAAUUUGUCCUGAAAUGAUCAUAUCACGGCUGUUCACAGAAGGUCUUGAAAAAAAUGAAAGUUUGAUAAUGAAAGGUUGUGAAAGGUUUAGUUCAUAUGAUGGAUAUGCUAGAACUUUUGAAUGGAAAGGAGACUAUGAUGACUCUAAAACUCCAAGAGAUGAUUGGGGAAGAUUGUGUACCCAUGUGACUGCCAUUGAUGCCUUGGUUAUCCACCAUUAUGAUAGACAGUUUAAAGGUGAUAUAGUAAAAAGAGAAUUAAAUAAGGCCUACUGUGGAUUUGUGUCACUUGGAGGAGCAAAGAAUCCCCCUCAUGAAAUAAAUUUAUCUGCGGUCUGUACUGGUAAUUGGGGUUGUGGUGCUUUUGGUGGAGAUAAAAAAUUAAAAGGUAAAAUACAGAAACUAAUUGAGGAGUAA
Messenger RNA from Mytilus californianus (California mussel), 1885 nucleotides. Its product is annotated as poly(ADP-ribose) glycohydrolase-like. NCBI's taxonomy places the organism in Eukaryota, Metazoa, Mollusca, Bivalvia, Mytilida, Mytilidae. Gene Ontology annotation, biological process: nucleotide-sugar metabolic process; carbohydrate metabolic process; regulation of DNA repair. Gene Ontology annotation, cellular component: cytoplasm; nucleus. Gene Ontology annotation, molecular function: poly(ADP-ribose) glycohydrolase activity. The record is from RefSeq and is a predicted model, not a curated record. The coding region runs from base 62 to 1885 and encodes 607 amino acids. The transcript is spliced from 18 exons.